AUGCCUCCAUCAAUGAACUCCCCUUCCGCUCCAAGCCUCGUUCCAGCAGGUGAUAAUGGCACUCUCACAUCAUCAACAAAUGAAUCCCGACACGCAACUCAGAAAAGAAACCGAGCCCAGUUGAGCUGCACCAACUGUCGGCACGCCAAGCUGAAAUGCGAUCGAAAAGAGCCAUGUUCACAAUGUGUCAAAAAAGGAAGAGAAUCGCAAUGCAUCUUCCCUCGGCCGGCACCUCGUCGAAAACCGGCAGUGAGCAUGCAAAACAGAUUGAAACAUUUGGAAAGCCUGGUGAAGGGUGCUAUGUCCGGUCAAAGCCCGAUGGAAAGUCGAAGCCACGGAGAUGAAUCUUCUCCUAGUAUCAAUUUUCAGAUGGAUGAGCAAUCGAGAAAUGCCAGUACAACCGGAUUCGGUGCACCUGAAGCCUCAUCUGGGAAGGUUCUUGUGGACGAAAAUGAGACGACCUAUGUCGGAGCGACUCACUGGGCAGCAAUACUCGAAGAUAUUGAGGAAGUGAAAAGUUAUUUCUACGAAGAAGUUGACGACGAUAAUCAUGAAGAAGACGGAAUGUGGCCUACCGCAGCUCUCUCAUUUGAUAUCGAAACCCCAGCAACGAAAUUUGAUUUACUUGCUGCAUUACCUCCUCGACUGGCUGUUGAUCAAUUGGUGUCUCGAUACUUCAACUCGAACAGUCCUACGUUGCAUAUAUUCCACAGCCCCACCUUUCAGAAAGAGUACCAACACUUCUGGUCGAAUCAAAACGAUACACCGAUAGCCUGGUUAGCAUUACUCUAUUCCAUCUUAGUUAUCGCCACAUUGGUUGCUCUUGGUGCUGGCGAGGAGUCCCCGGACAAUCGUGGAUCUCCAUCAGAAAUGAUCCGGUCUUAUCGGCAGUGCUCUAUUCAGGCCUUGGUGCUUUCACAUUACACAAAGCCUGGGCCCUACACGCUAGAGACAUUCAUGAUCUACAUGGAAGGCGAGUUUCUGCUCAACAAAGUUGAUCAAGUUCAGUGUUACUUGCUCGUUGGUAAUGCUGUCAGACUGGGGUUGCGUAUGGGACUACAUCGAGAUUCGAGCAAGAUUGGUGGCCAUAUUACUCCUUUCCAAGGCGAAAUGCGUCGACGAAUGUGGCAUCACAUGAAGCAGAUUGAUCUGCUUGCGAGUUUCCAUAUCGGACUACCUUCCACGAUGCAAAGCAUUGACAGCGACACACUCUACCCUGGCAACUUCAGAGAUGAUGAUAUUGCGGAGAACAUGACUGAAUUGCCUGGUCCCAGACCUGACUCGGAACACACACCUAUUUCCUACAUGGUUACCAAGAGCAGGAUCUGCGAUAUAUCUUGCAAGAUUGCUACCAUCGCAAACUUACUCACGUUACCUCCGUACUCUGAGGUCAUGAAAUUAGACUCAGAGCUCAUGGACGCUCACGCCCGAGUUCCUCACUUUUUCCAAUUACCCUCUUCUGGCAUUCCAAUCACAGACAAGCCGGAACGAAUUGUCAGGCGAAUCAGCAUCGAGCUACUUUUCCAGAAGAGUCGCUGCAUGUUACAUCGGAAGUAUCUCAUCAAGGAGAAAAAAGAUUCAAGAUUCGCUUACUCUAAAGAUGCUGGACUAGAUUCUUCUUUGCAGCUGCUUCGAAUCCAAGCCUUGGCUCACGAAGUAUGCCUUCCAGGAGGUCUUUUAGCUCGAGAUCGUUGGUUUCAAUCAGCGUUGUCAAUGCACGACUUUCUUUUGGCUGCUAUGAUAGUAUACCUAAGUGUCAUACGCAAUAUCGGGACAGAUCGUGACCCCACCAAAAAGAACGGUAUCACACAAGAGCAACAGAACACAAUUGCGGCUUUAGAAGAGUCUUACCGAAUCUGGACUCAAAGCACUAACCCGACAGCUGAUGGAAAGAGAGCUGCGGCUGUGCUGAAGAUAAUGCUGAAAAAAGUCAACUUGGCAAUACUCCGGAAUUCAAGCGAUCCCAGUACCAUAGCUGAGGACACUAUGGACCGUUGCGAAAGUUAUACAUCAAAUCUGUUGUCGUCGAAUCUGCUAACCAAUCUCUCACUGAAUGGCGAUUCUUCGAUCAGUGGUUCAUCUUCAGCGUUGCCACCUUCAGACAUCUUGCCCAUCGCUGCAGCUUCAGACACAAGCCCUUCUUCGGGUCGUGAACUACCGUUGGAUAUUGACCUUUCAUUUCUACCCAUGGAGUCUUGGGGAGAAGCGGCAGCUGUACCAAGCGAUUUCAGUUGGGUAUGUUUUCCUUCUCCGCCCGGAUGCCACUGCUAA
Molecule: messenger RNA, 2271 nt
Organism: Mollisia scopiformis
Lineage: Eukaryota; Fungi; Ascomycota; Leotiomycetes; Helotiales; Mollisiaceae
Exons: 4
Coding region: 1-2271 (756 amino acids)
Biological process (GO): regulation of DNA-templated transcription; DNA-templated transcription
Cellular component (GO): nucleus
Molecular function (GO): DNA-binding transcription factor activity, RNA polymerase II-specific; zinc ion binding; DNA binding
Source: RefSeq, a predicted model, not a curated record